This is a messenger RNA of Etheostoma cragini (Arkansas darter), 1950 nucleotides long. Its product is annotated as toll-like receptor 5. Lineage: Eukaryota; Metazoa; Chordata; Actinopteri; Perciformes; Percidae. The record is from RefSeq and is a predicted model, not a curated record. The coding region runs from base 1 to 1950 and encodes 649 amino acids. Gene Ontology annotation, molecular function: protein binding. The transcript has 2 exons.
AUGUGGACGCUGCGUCUCCAGGUGGUUUUCAUCGCUGUGUUCCUGCAGGUGCCGGGUGGUUUUCCAUCUUGUCUAAUUGUGAGCUCUGUAGCCAACUGUGGGUCCCAGAACCUGGUCUGGGUCCCUCCUCUGCCCCCCCACAUCACCCACCUGUACCUGGAGUUGAACCGCAUCCGUGAGAUCAACUCCACGUCCCUGUCAGGCCUGGAGGAUCUGCAGGAGCUGGACCUCGGGGGGCAGCGUGUCCGUCUCGUAAUCAGGGACAACGCCUUCAGGGGACAAAGACGCCUGAGACGCCUCGUCCUCGGGUUCAACGUCGGCCUCCAACUGGACCCGCGGGCCUUUGUGGGACUCUCCGGUUUGCAGAGUCUCUACCUGGACUACUGUUCCCUUCAAGACUCCAUCCUGCAGGAUGACUAUCUGGAGCCCCUGUCCUCCUUGGAGACCCUGGACCUCUUUGGAAACCACAUCCGGAGACUCCGGCCCGCCAAGUUCUUCGCCAACAUGACGGAUUUGACAGUUUUGAAUCUGAAAUUGAACAAUAUUGAGCGAAUAUGUGAGUCUGAUCUGGUUGGUUUUCAUGGAAAGAACUUCAAGCUUCUGAACUUGGACUCUGUCCAUCUGCCCCUCAUGUCCGAGAGACACUUUGACUGGGAGACAUGUGGGAAUCCCUUUAGAGGAAUGUCCUUUCAGACCCUGGACCUGUCCAGCAUUGGGUUCAACGCGGGUCACUAUAAGCAGCUUUUCACAGCCAUUAGGGGGACGAAGAUCUCCCAGAUCAAGCUGUCAGGACACAUGGGGAAAGGGUUUUCAUUCAAUAAUGUCCCGGAUCCAGACCGGACCCUGUUUCAGGGCCUGAAUGACUCAUCAGUCCACACUCUGGACCUGUCUAAAAACCGGAUAUUUGCAUUGCAGCAGGGGUUUUUCAGUGCGUUGAAAGAAGUCGUGAUCAUCGAUGUUUCCCGGAACAACGUGAACCAGAUCCACAGAAACGCAUUUGCGGGUCUUCAGGGACACCUAGAAACCCUGAACCUGUCCCACAACCUGCUGGGGGAAAUCCACUCUUACACCUUUGCAUCUCUGACCAACCUGCGAGUGUUGGACUUGUCUUAUAAUCACAUCGGGGUUCUGGGUGUUGGGUCCUUUGGGGGACUUCCCCAAUUGAAAGCCUUGCACCUGACGGGGAACUCUCUGCGAAGCCUCGGUGUCCCCGCGUCCGUCCCCAGCCUAGACCGUCUCCUGUUGGACGACAACAAGCUCUCGUCCGUCAGCAGACUCACAACCUUCGCUCCUAACAUCACACAUCUGGACAUCCAGGGCAACAGACUCACAGUCCUGGGGGACGUGUUCCUGCUGGACCACCUCCAGCACCUGUCCCACGGAGGAAACCCCGUCAGGUGGUGCUCGCUCGGGGGACAAUUGCCCAAUGUCCAAAUCCUGGAUCUCCACAGCAGCUCCCUGCAGUCCAUGUGGUCCCGGGGGAGAUGCCUGGAUCUGUUUGAUGGUCUGGGACACGUGAAACGUCUCAACGUGAGCUCCAACGCGUUGACGUCCCUUCCUUUGGGGGUCUUCCGGGGUCUCACCUCCGUGGUGGACAUGGACCUGUCCUCCAACCAGCUGACGUACCUCCAGCCGGACGUUUUACCCAGAAGUCUUAAAGUCCUCAACCUGUCCAACAACUUCCUGGCGUCCCCCGACCCGCCCGUGUUUCGCCAUCUCAGCGCCCUGGACCUGAGGGGGAACCGGUUCCACUGCGGCUCGGACCUGCAGGUCUUCCUGACGUGGCUCACGGAGACCGACGUGGUCCUCCUGAGUCCGGCUGACGAGCUCACGUGUGACUUUCCCUCGGACUUCUACAACGUUCCUCUCGUUAGAUUCGCAGAGACAUCACGAGGACUUAAAGACAACGGACGUCUCUCAGGGGGACACCUGGAAACCACCAGGAACUAA